Molecule: messenger RNA, 4475 nt
Organism: Esox lucius (northern pike)
Lineage: Eukaryota; Metazoa; Chordata; Actinopteri; Esociformes; Esocidae
Product: mucin-1
Exons: 19
Coding region: 332-3283 (983 amino acids)
Source: RefSeq, a predicted model, not a curated record
ACAGACCACCUCACCAACCACCACACCAGGCCAAAGUGCAUCACAGACCACCUCAGCGACCGCCACACCAGGCCAAAGCGCAGCACUGACCAGCAGCCCCAUCCUUCUGGCUCCAACAGUCAAACCUCCAUCUCCUGGGGAAGGAGCCCUGGGUCUUCAGUUCAGUCUCAACCAGAUAUUCACUCCAGAUCUCUCUGACCAGACAUCAUUAGGGUUCAAGAAACUGGCUGCCUCAGUAACAUCAGAGGUGAACAACGUUUACAGAAGGAAAUUUGCAUCAUUCCUUCGUUCUCUUGUCAAGUCAUUCAGGAGUGGAUCUGUAGUGACUGAAAUGACUCUGGUUUUUGCCAACCAAACAUUGGUUCCCAGCACAGACGUGGCACUGGCAGCUUUUAGCAACAGUACCACCAAUCUGACUAUUGUACCAGGCAGCAUCAAUGUUGCACCUGACAACACAACUGCUGCUCCAAAUGCCAGUUCAACUGCUGCUCCACAUGCCACUUCAAAUGCUGCUCUAAAUGUUAGUUCAACUGCUGCUCCAAAUGUUAGUUCAACUGCUGCUCCACAUGCCAAUUCAACUGCUGCUCCAAAUGCCAAUUCAACCACUGCUCCUGCACCAAGUGACCCUCCAUCUCCCAGCGAAGGAUCUCUGAGUCUUCAGUUCAGUCUAAACCAGAACUUCACAUCAGAUCUCGCUGACCAGAAUUCUCAAGGGUUCAAAACUCUGGCUACAAAAGUGGUUUCAGAGGUGAACAACGUUUACAGAAGGAAAUUUGCAUCAUUCCUUCGUUCUCUUGUCAAGUCAUUCAGGAGUGGAUCUGUAGUGACUGACAUGACUCUGGUUUUUGCCAACCAAACAUUGGUUCCCAGCACAGACGUGGCACUGGCAGCUUUUAGCAACAGUACCACCAAUCUGACUAUUGUACCAGGCAGCAUCAAUGUUGCACCUGACAACACAACUGCUGCUCCAAAUGCCAGUUCAACUGCUGCUCCACAUGCCACUUCAAAUGCUGCUCCAAAUGUUAGUUCAACUGCUGCUCCAAAUGUUAGUUCAACUGCUGCUCCAAAUGCCAAUUCAACUGCUGCUCCAAAUGCCACUUCAAAUGCUGCUCCAAAUGCCACUUCAACUGCUGCUCCACAUGCCACUUCAAAUGCUGCUCCAAAUGCUAGUUCAACUGUUGCUCCAAAUGCCACUUCAACUGCUGCUCCAAAUGCCACUUUAACACCAGCGGUCACCACCACCACUGCUCUUGCACCAAGUGACCCUCCAUCUCCCAGUGAAGGAUCUCUGAGUCUUCAGUUCAGUCUAAACCAGAACUUCACAUCAGAUCUCGCUGACCAGAAUUCUCAAGGGUUCAAAACUCUGGCUACAAAAGUGGUUUCAGAGGUGAACAACGUUUACAGAAGGAAAUUUGCAUCAUUCCUUCGUUCUCUUGUCAAGUCAUUCAGGAGUGGAUCUGUAGUGACUGACAUGACUCUGGUUUUUGCCAACCAAACAUUGGUUCCCAGCACAGACGUGGCACUGGCAGCUUUUAGCAACAGUACCACCAAUCUGACUAUUGUACCAGGCAGCAUCAAUGUUGCACCUGACAACACAACUGCUGCUCCAAAUGCCAGUUCAACUGCUGCUCCACAUGCCACUUCAAAUGCUGCUCCAAAUGUUAGUUCAACUGCUGCUCCAAAUGUUAGUUCAACUGCUGCUCCAAAUGCCAAUUCAACUGCUGCUCCAAAUGCCACUUCAAAUGCUGCUCCAAAUGCCACUUCAACUGCUGCUCCACAUGCCACUUCAAAUGCUGCUCCAAAUGCUAGUUCAACUGUUGCUCCAAAUGCCACUUCAACUGCUGCUCCAAAUGCCACUUUAACACCAGCGGUCACCACCACCACUGCUCUUGCACCAAGUGACCCUCCAUCUCCCAGUGAAGGAUCUCUGAGUCUUCAGUUCAGUCUAAACCAGAACUUCACAUCAGAUCUCGCUGACCAGAAUUCUCAAGGGUUCAAAACUCUGGCUACAAAAGUGGUUUCAGAGGUGAACAACGUUUACAGAAGGAAAUUUGCAUCAUUCCUUCGUUCUCUUGUCAAGUCAUUCAGGAGUGGAUCUGUAGUGACUGACAUGACUCUGGUUUUUGCCAACCAAACAUUGGUUCCCAGCACAGAUGUGGCACUGGCAGCUUUUAGCAACAGUACCACCAAUCUGACUAUUGUACCAGGCAGCAUCAAUGUUGCACCUGACAACACAACUGCUGCUCCAAAUGCCAGUUCAACUGCUGCUCCAAAUGUCAAUUCAACUGCUGCUCCAAAUGUCAAUUCAACUGCUGCUCCAAAUGCCAAUUCAACUGCUGCUCCAAAUGCCACUUCAACUGCUGCUCCAAAAACCACUUUAACAGCAGCGGUCACCACCACCACCACCGCUCCUGCACCAAGUGACCCUCCAUCUCCCAGUGAAGGAUCUCUGAGUCUUCAGUUCAGUCUAAACCAGAACUUCACAUCAGAUCUCACUGACCAGAAUUCUCAAGGGUUCAAAACUCUGGCUACAAAAGUGGUUUCAGAGGUGAACAACGUUUACAGAAGGAAAUUUGCAUCAUUCCUUCGUUCUCUUGUCAAGUCAUUCAGGAGUGGAUCUGUAGUGACUGACAUGACUCUGGUUUUUGCCAACCAAACAUUGGUUCCCAGCACAGAUGUGGCACUGGCAGCUUUUAGCAACAGUACCACCAAUCUGACUAUUGUACCAGGCAGCAUCAAUGUUGCACCUGACAACACAACUGCUGCUCCAAAUGUCAAUUCAACUGCUGCUCCAAAUGCCACUUCAACUGCUGCUCCAAAUGCCACUUUAACAGCAGCGGUCACCACCACCACCACCGCUCCUGCACCAAGUGACCCUCCAUCUCCCAGUGAAGGAUCUCUGAGUCUUCAGUUCAGUCUAAACCAGAAUUUCACAUCAGAUCUCGCUGACCAGAAUUCUCAAGGGUUCAAAACUCUGGCUACAAAAGUGGUUUCAGAGGUGAACAAGGUUUAUUCAAAAAAAUUUGCAUCGUUCCUUCGUUCCCUUGUAAAGUCAUUCAGGAGCGGAUCUGUAGUGACCAACUUGGUUCUGGUCUUCACCAACAAGUCUUCGGUUCCCAGCAUAGCCGAUGUCCAGGCAGCUUCCAGUUCCAUCGCGCUGGACAUUUUACCAAACAGCACCAUUGUCUCACCAACAAGCAGUGCUCACCGACCCACUGUCUUCUGUCUGGCCGUCUUACCUGUCACUUUGGCACUGCUUUUGGGACAGCUGGUGGCUAGCUAACAGCCUGGAAAGCUAGUGGUACCUCUGCUGGCUAGCAAAUAACCUGGCUGAGGUGGCACGUGUCUGACCAAUGGACUCAUCCCAGAGAGACAGCCUAAAUAUGUAUGACUUUAAUAUCAAUGUCCUUAAGAUGUAUCUUUUGUAAUGUCUUUUAGGAAUGUUUUUGAAUAGGAAUAGUCUUAGAAUUCUAUAUAAUUGGAUUAAGAUAAGUUCUAUGUAUAGUUUAUGUAACUGUAUUCCCACUUAACCAAAUAGGCCAAAUAAUAGUUAAAUUACUUUAUUCAUGUGCAUCAUGUACUUUGUACAAAGCAACCAACAUGUUUCUAUCUAUUCUAUCUAUAGAAACAAAAAAGAUUAUGCUUUUUUUUUUUGUUUUUUAUAAGCUUUUAAAACACAUUUUCUGUCCUGUAAUUGUCUGCUUGUUACUAUUGGCAUUCCACUAAAUAUAAUAUCAAAAUAAUGUAAUUGUUUAAAAGGUUUUUCAAGCCUCUUUAUUAUUUAAUCUAAUAUAUUAAAUGCAACACUUGUAAAAUAUAGACUGAGGUCAUUUUGUUCAUUUGUUAAGAUAUCCUGUCCUCAGGUGGGUCUUUAUGAUCAUUUGUUUGGAGUUGCCUGUUUGUAGUUGCAGUUCUUUCCUUGUCUGUACAUUGUCAGGUUUGAGUUGUCCCUUGUUCCCUUCAUCUUUAGGUGUUUCUAUGGUAGACAGUUAUGUACUUAAUAAUUGAGAUUCAACAAUUGGAUGCAUGGACUGACCAUGCACCAGAAAAAAUCUAUUAUCAAUCUCAGGAUCUUAUUUUAGAUGUAUUGUACAUUUUUAGAGACACAGACUUGCAAACAAUAGACCUUUGCGUUUGAAUCUCUACAGUCAGAAAACAUGUUGCAUUAGAAUCUCUUCCGGGUUGACAAAAACUUUGCUGGCUACAACCUUCAGUAACUACAUUAUAGUAAGCCUAAAAUAAAACUGUUCACGGUUAUAUUGGGACUAUUUCUGGUUGAUUUUCGAAGUACGGAUCCUUGUAUGCUUUUUGGGGUAAUGUACGCUAGAUCAAACGCUAGAUUGUUAAUGUGUGACAAAAUCUAACGCGGGGACACUAUUUUAUGAUGAGGUAGUAUGUCCAAAUUGGCCCCAAUACUGGCAUGCUAGCUUACUUGAUACUCUACUACAAGUAUCACUUGUUUAUCAACUUGAGCU